Cyprinus carpio (common carp) is the source of this 2122-nucleotide messenger RNA. Its product is annotated as kynurenine 3-monooxygenase. Gene Ontology annotation, biological process: quinolinate biosynthetic process; L-tryptophan catabolic process; NAD+ metabolic process. The record is from RefSeq and is a predicted model, not a curated record. NCBI's taxonomy places the organism in Eukaryota, Metazoa, Chordata, Actinopteri, Cypriniformes, Cyprinidae. Gene Ontology annotation, molecular function: NAD(P)H oxidase H2O2-forming activity; FAD binding; kynurenine 3-monooxygenase activity. The coding region runs from base 102 to 1526 and encodes 474 amino acids. The transcript is spliced from 16 exons. Gene Ontology annotation, cellular component: mitochondrial outer membrane.
CCUUCAUAACCAGAAAACCCUACUUUAAAACCCUUAGAAACUCAUUGACGCACUGAUUCCAGCAGACCCCUUUAACUCUUAACACUUUAGGACUGUUAAUCAUGGACACUGUUUCCACACACACACAUGAAUCCAGCAGCAGUGAGAGGAAAGUGAUCGCGGUGGUGGGAGGCGGUUUGGUUGGAUCGCUGAAUGCCUGCUUCCUUGCCAAAAGAGGGUUUGAUGUUGCAGUCUAUGAAUCUCGAGAAGAUAUUCGUCAAGCAAAAGUCGUGAAAGGUCGAAGCAUCAACUUGGCCCUGUCACAUAGGGGGCGCCAGGCCUUGAAACAUGUGGGAAUGGAGGAUAAGAUAGUCUCUAAAGGCAUUCCAAUGCAUGCCCGUAUGAUCCAUAAUCUGAAUGGAAAACGCUCUCCAAUACCCUACGGCAAAAAGGGACAGUACAUCCUCUCUGUGGACAGAGCUAACCUCAACAAGGAGCUGCUAACAGCUGCAGAGGCAUAUCCAAACACUACACUGAACUUUGAUCACAAGCUGCAGGACUGGAGUCCAAAAUCGGGAACAAUGAGCUUCAUUGGACCUGAUGGCCAGAAGAAGGAGAUCCAGGCUGAUCUGAUCGUAGGCUGUGAUGGAGCUUUCUCUGCCGUCAGGAAGCAGUACCUACGGCAAAGUCGUUUCAAUUACAGCCAGACAUACAUUCCCCACGGGUACAUGGAGCUCACCAUGCCUCCUAAAGACGGAGAUUUUGUGAUGGAGCCCAAUUACUUGCACAUUUGGCCCAGGAACACUUUCAUGAUGAUUGCCCUGCCCAACUUGGACAAGACGUUCACAUGCACACUCUUCAUGCCCUUUGAAGAAUUCGAGAAGAUCCGCUCCGGUGACGAGGUCAUCCGUUUCUUCCAGAAAUACUUCCCUGACUCUAUACCUCUAAUAGGAGUUGAGGCUCUCAAACAGGAUUUCUUCCGGCUGCCGGCUCAGGCCAUGGUCUCGGUGAAGUGCUCCCCGUAUCAUCUGUUUGAUAAGUGUGUUCUUAUGGGAGAUGCGGCCCACGCUGUGGUUCCUUUCUAUGGUCAAGGCAUGAAUGCAGGCUUUGAGGAUUGUUUAGUUUUUGAUGAGAUUAUGGACCAGCUGAAUGAAAACCUUGCUUCUGUGCUAGAAGAAUACACCAAAGUCCGUGUACCUGACGAUCACGCCAUAGCUGACCUGGCCAUGUACAACUAUGUAGAGAUGAGAGCACACGUCAAUUCCAGAUAUUUCCUGUUUCGAAAAUACCUGGACAAUUUCCUUCACUUCAUCAUGCCAAAAACAAUCAUCCCACUUUACACAAUGGUCACAUUCACCAGAACACGGUACCAUGAAGCGGUGAAGCGCUGGCAUUGGCAAAAUAAGGUGAUCACUCAAGGGCUGUGGCUGUGUGGAGCUGUAUCUGCUGCAGGAGGGACGUAUGUCUUGGUCAGAAACUCUCACAAACUCCCCAGAAUCUCUGCAGAGCACCUGUGGACCCGUAUACUUGCCUUAAAGCAGUUCUAAACCCUGUGUUGAUGUUUAGUAAGAUCUUCCAUGGCUCUGUACUUGACCAAAAUUGAAGUCUUGUUCAAUACAAGUUAAACAAAAAAUGCUCUGCAUUUUGUGUUAUGAUGUUGAUUACCACAGAAAAUCAUUUUGAGUAAUUUGCCAAUGUAGUGCACUUAAAAUGGGUUUAUAAUGGGCCAGCAUUCCAGAUGGUUUAAAGCAGAAAUGUAGCUGGUAUGAUUGUUAAAGCACUUAUCUUCUCAUCAUGCUUUAAUGCAAAGUGACUUGUUUAUUAUUAUUAUUCUAUAUUUUCUGUGAUUAUCAACUGUCUUGCAUUCCUUUAACAUGUAUUGAAUCCAGAACAUUCCUUUUAAGAAGUCACCAUGACCUUGAAAUUGUUUUAAUGGAUGUAUAAUUCUGUUUCAGUUCUAAUUCGGGUUUGCUUUUACUUUAUAUAUCACGUAGAUCACAUGUGUGUGGGUGUUGUGAUCUCUAAGCACAUAGAUAUCAUUUCUUUGUUUUUAAUUAUUUAAAAAAGUCAAGCUGAUCACUGUCUGUUCUUGUAGAUUCAAACUAAGUUAGAUGUGACUGAAUAAAACCUUUGGUUCACUGAA